GCAGAGCCGGGCCCCCCCACAAGGCCAGCAGAGACACUGACCUAAGCCCAACCUUUUUUAUUUUUUUUGAUUAUUAUUUUUGUUUUGUUUUGUUUUAUUUUACCAGCUCCAAUUUAGCCCAGGAUCUUUUUAACUGCUGCCAGCGGUGGAGCGCAGAUCGGGAUUAGAUCUUUUCCCACACCCGAGAUCUUCCUCCUGAGCGGUCACCAUGGGAAGUAAGACUCUCCCAGCACCAGUGCCUAUCCAUCCUUCCCUCCAGCUCACCAACUACUCUUUCCUGCAAGCAUUCAACGGGCUGCCUACCGUGCCCUCUGACCAUCUCUCCAACCUCUAUGGCUUCAGUGCCUUGCAUGCUGUACACCUGCACCAGUGGACUUUGGGGUACCCAGCCAUGCAUCUGCCCCGUUCCUCCUUCUCCAAGGUGCCCAGCGUGUCAAGUCUGGUGGAUGCACGGUUCCAGCUGCCCACCUUCCCACUCUUUCCACAUGUCAUCCAGCCUAAGCAAGAGGCCACCAAUGUGACCCUCAAAGCUAAGCCUCGCUUCGACUUUGCCAACUUAGCAGUGGCUGCAACACAAGAGGACCACUCUAAACUGGGACAAGUGGACAGCCAGGGCUCCCCUGCAGGGCUGGGCUCUUUGCUUGAGGUGACUAAACUUUCUCCAGAGAAGAAACCCACCCGGGGAAGGUUACCAUCCAAAACCAAGAAGGAAUUCGUCUGUAAAUUCUGUGGCAGGCACUUCACCAAGUCCUACAACCUUUUGAUCCAUGAAAGAACCCACACUGAUGAACGACCCUACACAUGUGACAUUUGCCACAAGGCCUUCAGAAGACAGGAUCACCUAAGGGAUCACAGGUAUAUACAUUCUAAAGAAAAGCCUUUUAAGUGUCAAGAAUGUGGGAAAGGAUUUUGCCAGUCCAGAACACUAGCCGUCCACAAGACACUGCACACGCAAGUAAAGGAACUGAAACCUGCCAAACUUAAGUGCUGAAUCUCCAACUUCUAUGAACUUUUCCUCCCCUUCAGACUUUAUACCAAAACUAGAACAGAAACAAAACUGCCAGGAUGGGAGCACUGAACUUUGUGUUUUGUUUUUGUUUGUACUUAAAAAUGAGCAAAAUCCCACCAAGCAACUAACUUCCUAAGUUGUGGGUGAAAAGAUUAUUCUGCAUUUAAAACAUACAUGAAUUACACGGAGAGUGCUAGCUGACUUGUGUGGCUUUGACAAACUUUAUGCCAAAAGGUGGUGCUCACGUGUUGGACAGGAAUCUCAUUAAAAUCAAACAAAAACCCACAAAAAUACCCCCCCAAGCCUCCCCAAAAAAACCCAAACCGUAACUUCCAAAAGUAUUACUUAAAAAAAAAAAAAAACAACUCUUAUUUUAUACUUAUUUUUUGACUGUAUAAAGCUUCUUACUUUUACACUUCAGGAAAUACAGAGAAUUCCAGAAGAUGAUUAAGAACUGAAAUGGUGAUUUCUCAUCCCAGCACCAUUAGGACAAGAAGAAGGGCAACUUGCAAAUCUUUUUGCUAGUUUGUUUUCUUAAAAGGAGAAGAAAAUUAACUUUUGGAAAUGACCUAAAUCUCUCAAGUGAGGAGUCCUACCAUGUGCUAGAAAACACAUCCAGAUCUUAGAUCUGCACGUCCCCUGUAGUCGGGACAAAUCAGUGCUUGUGGGACAUGGAGACCUUGUCUUUGCCUUGCGGUCUAGUGCGCUGGAAGGAGGUUUGUAACUUGUGGACUUAUUAAAAAAAAAAUUAAAGGAAAGAAAGAUGGCAAUAUAUCAGACUGACGAUAUGCACAAUUUGGUUUUAGUGGUACUUUAAAAUCUGCGCAUGUCCUCAUGAGAGAGAACAAAUCUCAACCUAAGAGCAUAUUUUUUUAAAUGCUGGCUUUCUGAACAGUGUAUUCAAAUUAAGAGACAUUCCAAUACGUUUUGUUUAUUAAAAAAAAAGUUGUAUGGCUGUUUGGCACUUUAUGCUGAUUAUUGGUAAUUGACAUUUAUCACUGGAUUGUGUGUGUUUUUUAAGUAUUAAAAUAAAUCGUUAUUUUACAGGCAA
Struthio camelus australis is the source of this 2060-nucleotide messenger RNA. Lineage: Eukaryota; Metazoa; Chordata; Aves; Struthioniformes; Struthionidae. The record is from RefSeq and is a predicted model, not a curated record.